Messenger RNA from Cucurbitaria berberidis CBS 394.84, 792 nucleotides. RefSeq lists its product as uncharacterized. Lineage: Eukaryota; Fungi; Ascomycota; Dothideomycetes; Pleosporales; Cucurbitariaceae. The transcript is spliced from 5 exons. Bases 1 to 792 code for a protein of 263 amino acids. The record is from RefSeq and is a predicted model, not a curated record.
AUGAAGCUAAGUUUGUACAUCCUCUUCACGCUAGGGAAAUACGCUCUAGCUGCAACUUACACUUUCGAUCAAAGCUGCACUGCAGUAAGGCUGCAGGGCGGAAACAUCAUUGAUGUGACACGUCGUAUCGAAACUGCAAUGCAUGAGGCAAUAGAAAUGGCCGAGAACGCAUUCGAGGUUAUGGAUAGGGAGUCCACCAACCCCAAAGUCCAAGAGAUGAUCAAAAUUGUACUGGGUGAUGAUACCGACAAAUUCAGGCGGGGCAAAGCAAUGGAAGACAAGCUAUUUUACAACAAAGACGUGGAAGUCUUUAAGCGGUACUAUGAGGAGCCCUACGACUUGGAGAACCCAAAUGCAAAUCUUCCCGGAAAAGCUGCCACCACUGACUCUGACCUUUUCGAUAAGCUGAAAUGGGCCCAGGAUGAGGCUUACCUUACGACAAUUUCUAGGAAAGAUCCACAAUACUCGACACCAAUACGACACCUUGCGUGCCAGAUUGACCUUAGCACAUGGCACUUGGAUGAACGAGAACGAGGCAAUUGGCCAAACCUAGACGUAAAUCUGGUUGAGACCGCCAUGGGGGAGGAGUUUAUCAACACGUGGGUCUCAGGAGGUACCAGUGGCCGAAGAACUCCGGUAGAUGCGUUAUCGACCUUUGGAGGUGUUCUUCUGCAUGAGGCUCAGAAAGAUCCAGGCAAUUCUGAUACCAUUUCACUGCUAGGUCAGGUCCUGAAGCUAUGGAAGAUGGGCUACUGGGUAGAUGACAAGGGUUACAUCCACACCAUUGACUGA